AUGUCACCACUUGCUCGGGCAGCUCACGAUGGCCACAAUGAUUUACUGAUAGCACUUCGUAUCCAAUACAAGAAUCAGAUAUAUGGCGAUGAUUUCAAGGACAAAUUUGAGAACGGGGGCUUUCCUCAGCAGGUCGACUUGCCAAGACUGGACCGAGGCAUGCAGGGCGGUGCCUUCUGGAGCGCCUUCAUGCCUUGUCCGCCAGGUAAUGGAACAGACUUCUCGGACGAGAAAUAUGCCCCUAUCGUGAAGAUGACCCUGGAGGCUUUGGACACAUACAACCGUCUAGGCCUCGCGUAUCCCAAAUAUUUCACCCUUACCCCGGACAGCUACGCUGCCGAGCAAGCCUUCAAAGCUGGCCGCCUCAUCUCACCUGUCAUCAUCGAAGGCCUCCAUCAGAUUGGCAACUCCAUCUCUACCCUGCGUCUGUACCACAAGCUCGGCGUUCGAUACGCCACGCUGACUUGGAAUUGCCACAACAAAUAUGCCGACGCUGCUCUUGAAUCAGACGAAAACUUCACUGCAAGAAUCGCCACACCGUAUUGGAAAGGUCUCAGCCCCGCCGGUCGCGAUCUCGUACUGGAGAUGAACCGCCUUGGCAUGCUAGUCGACCUCGCGCACGUGAGCACCGAUACCAUGCGCGACGUGUUGACUGGUAACGGCACGGAAGAGUGGAAGGGGAGUAUCGCACCUCCAAUCUUUAGUCAUAGCUCCGCUCAUGCUAUAUGUCCGCAUCCACGCAAUGUGCCAGACGAUAUUCUGCACCUCGUCAAAAAGCGCAACUCCAUCGUAAUGGUCAACUUCAGCCCGGGUUUCAUAUCUUGUAAACCGGGCAAGACACCUCAUGAUCUACCCGAGUUUGAUCCGGAAAAUUCAACGCUGGACCAUGUAGUAAAGCACAUCAAACACAUUGGCGAGCUCAUUGGGUACGAUCACGUCGGGCUAGGAACUGACUACGAUGGCAUUGAGUCCACGCCAGAAGGCCUCGAAGACGUGUCGAAGUUUCCUGACCUGGUAGCUGAGCUGCUUCGGCAGGGUAUCAGUGACAAGGACGUAGGGAAAAUCGUCGGGAGGAACAUACUCAGAGUAUGGAGAGAAGCUGAUAAGGUGGCUGCGAAGUUGCAAAAGACUACUACGCCGCUUGAGGAUGAUAUACAGAAUCCAUGGUCUGCUGAGAAGAACGAACUCUAA
This is a messenger RNA of Didymosphaeria variabile, 1191 nucleotides long. RefSeq lists its product as uncharacterized. The transcript is spliced from 3 exons. Gene Ontology annotation, molecular function: metallodipeptidase activity. NCBI's taxonomy places the organism in Eukaryota, Fungi, Ascomycota, Dothideomycetes, Pleosporales, Didymosphaeriaceae. The record is from RefSeq and is a predicted model, not a curated record. Gene Ontology annotation, biological process: proteolysis. Bases 1 to 1191 code for a protein of 396 amino acids.